Molecule: messenger RNA, 660 nt
Organism: Rangifer tarandus platyrhynchus (Svalbard reindeer)
Lineage: Eukaryota; Metazoa; Chordata; Mammalia; Artiodactyla; Cervidae
Source: the annotation of a GenBank genome assembly
AUGAAAGAUACUGACAUCAAGAAGCUACUGUAUACCCAUCUUUUAUGCAUAUUUUCAAUUAUCCUAAGCAUCUUCAUUCCAUCAUUCUUCUUGGAGAACUUCUCAAUAUUGGAGACACACUUGACAUGGUUAUGCAUCUGUUCUGUUUCUGUAACUGCCGUCAAUUUAGUAUUGUAUUUAGUAGUGAAACCAAAUGUGUCUUCUAAAAGAAGUUCAUUAUCAUACAAGGUAACCAGAUUUUUGAAAUGCUGUAUCUACUUUCUUACGUCUUGUUUCUUCUUUCAUGUAAUUUUUGUCCUGUAUGGCGCACCACUAAUAGAGUUGGUACUGGAAACAUUUUCACUUGCAGUUAUUUUGUCCACUUUUACUACUGUACCUUGUUUAUGUUUGUUAGGACCAAACUUCAAAGCCUGGCUAAGAAUUUUCAGUAGAAAUGGAGUUACAUCCAUUUGGGAGAAUAGUCUUCAGAUCACUACAAUUUCUAGUUUUGUAGGAAUAUGGCUUGGUGCCUUUCCUAUUCCACUGGAUUGGGGAAGACCGUGGCAGGAAUGGCCCAUCUCCUGCACGCUUGGAGCAACCUUUGGCUACGUGGCUGGCCUUGUUAUUUCACCACUCUGGAUAUACUGGAAUAGAAAGAAACUCACAUACAAGAACAAUUAA